Molecule: messenger RNA, 1564 nt
Organism: Phyllotreta striolata
Lineage: Eukaryota; Metazoa; Arthropoda; Insecta; Coleoptera; Chrysomelidae
Source: the annotation of a GenBank genome assembly
GCAUAUUCGUUUGGAAAGCUGCAUUACAAGCUGAACUGACGUCUGUCGCAUAUCGAUUCUUCGAUUUUUUGUGCUGUAAAAGUUUUUAAAGAAACCCUAUCAAAAUGCGUGAAUGUAUCUCAGUCCACGUUGGUCAAGCCGGAGUCCAGAUUGGUAACGCCUGCUGGGAGUUGUACUGUUUGGAACAUGGAAUCCAACCCGACGGUCAGAUGCCGUCCGACAAAACCGUCGGCGGUGGAGACGACAGUUUCAACACCUUCUUCAGCGAAACCGGCGCCGGCAAGCACGUACCCAGGGCCGUAUUCGUCGAUUUGGAGCCCACUGUAGUCGAUGAAGUAAGAACCGGAACCUACAGACAAUUGUUCCACCCCGAGCAAUUGAUCACCGGCAAAGAAGACGCCGCCAACAACUACGCCAGAGGCCACUACACCAUUGGCAAGGAAAUCGUCGACUUGGUUUUGGACAGGAUUCGUAAAUUGGCUGAUCAAUGUACCGGAUUGCAAGGUUUCUUGAUCUUCCACUCGUUCGGCGGUGGUACCGGUUCCGGUUUCACCUCUUUGUUGAUGGAACGUCUCUCAGUCGAUUACGGAAAGAAAUCUAAAUUGGAAUUCGCUAUCUACCCGGCCCCGCAAGUAUCUACCGCCGUUGUGGAACCCUACAACUCUAUUCUGACCACGCACACCACCCUCGAGCACUCCGACUGCGCCUUCAUGGUCGACAAUGAAGCCAUCUACGACAUCUGCAGACGUAACUUGGACAUCGAGCGCCCGACCUACACCAACUUGAACAGGCUCAUCGGUCAAAUCGUAUCGUCCAUCACCGCUUCUUUGAGGUUCGACGGCGCCCUGAACGUUGACUUGACAGAAUUCCAAACUAACUUGGUACCUUACCCUCGUAUCCACUUCCCUCUAGUCACCUACGCUCCGGUCAUCUCCGCCGAAAAGGCCUACCAUGAACAACUCUCUGUGGCUGAAAUUACCAACGCCUGCUUCGAGCCCGCCAACCAGAUGGUGAAAUGCGACCCCAGACACGGAAAGUACAUGGCUUGUUGUAUGUUGUACAGAGGCGACGUUGUACCGAAGGAUGUGAACGCUGCUAUUGCUACCAUCAAGACCAAGCGUACCAUCCAAUUCGUAGAUUGGUGUCCGACUGGUUUCAAAGUUGGUAUCAACUACCAGCCACCCACCGUGGUUCCUGGUGGUGACUUGGCCAAGGUACAACGUGCCGUGUGCAUGUUGUCCAACACCACGGCCAUCGCCGAGGCUUGGGCUAGACUCGACCACAAGUUUGAUCUGAUGUACGCCAAGAGAGCCUUCGUCCACUGGUACGUAGGUGAAGGUAUGGAGGAAGGUGAAUUCUCCGAGGCCCGUGAAGAUUUGGCCGCCCUCGAGAAGGAUUACGAAGAAGUUGGCAUGGACUCCGGAGAAGGAGAGGGCGAAGGAGCCGAAGAAUAUUAGACACAUUCGACGAUGAUCCAUUCAAAAUUUUUAUACUUUCGCUUUUUUCUUUUUUGAAUCGACAUUUCAAGUCUGAUUAAUUUAAAUACAGAUUUUUUUUACAAGCA